AAAGGUGUACUUUCGUUGUAUCGUGCGUUUUUUCGACCGCGAGUACAAGCGCUGAAGAAAUUACAGCAGGAGAUUUGAAACUGGAACAAAAAUGAGUCACUCCGGUGUAUCUGGUGAGUCGGAUGACAGGGGAGACGAUCAGGAAGGAUCUUCUUUUUCGGAAACGAAUGUCGAGGAUGCUUUAACAUCUUUCAAAGAAGAAUGGCAACGCGAACUAGAUCUAUCCCCGAAACGGAAGAUAUCCAAAGCACCUUCCUCGAAAACGGUUGAAAUUAAUGAUGAUUAUGAUGAGGAGAGCAUUGAAGACAAGGCAAAAAGUUUGUUUUUGAAAGGAAUUGAAUAUGAACAAAAUAGAAAAUUUUAUGAAGCCAUUCAGUUUUACAAACGUGCUGUGCAAUUAGUUCCUGAUAUUGAAUUUCGUUUAUAUGAGUCAACAAAAGUGAAACCUAUGGAUGACAGCCUCGAAAAUUUAGAUAAUGAUGCGAACAGUGUUGAUACUAAUGAUGAAAAUCAUAAUGAUGAAGAUGAAGAAGAAUGCGACUUAUUCAUCAAACUGUGCAAAGCUAUAAACCGCAAUAAAUGUGUUUGUUUUCCUAAGUUUGAACAAAAUACAACGCAUAUUUCUGCUUUGCCUAUGGAAAUAAUGCUUUAUAUUUUGAGGUGGGUUGUAUCUUCAGAGCUUGACAUGAGGUCUCUUGAAAUGUUCUCCAGAGUAUGUCGUGGAUUUUACAUAUCUGCAAGGGAUACUGAAAUUUGGAGACUUGCCUGUAUUAAAGUAUGGGGCGUGAAUUGCGGAACUUAUGCUCCAAAAUACCAGUCCUGGAGAGAAAUGUAUUUACAAAGGCCUAGGCUAAGGUAUAAUGGAUGUUAUAUUAAUAAGACCAGUUAUAUUCAUGAUGGUGAAAAUAGUUUCCAAGAUCGGUUUUACAGACCUUGGCAUUUGGUGGAGUACUUCCGGUACCUGAGAUUUUUCCCCGAAGGUAAAGUGUUAAUGUUAACUUCUACUGAUGAAGCCCAAAGUUGUGUAAACUCUUUGAGAAGUCGUGUACCCCAAAAUCCGUCGGUUCUCGUCGGCCAUUACCGAUUACAUGAUAAUUGCGUGACUCUGAUACUCAAGAAACAAGAAGCAAAAGGAACUACUACUGCUUAUAGGAGGAAGAGGAGAGAGCCUAUACAUAAUAGUAGGGAGCAAACGUUUCACAUUGAAUUUGAAAUUCAAGAUCAUUAUAAACGAACGAAUUCGUUAUUAAAAUGGUUGAGUUAUAAUAUAUUUACAAGAUGUAGAUGCGGACAUGAAGUAAAAACAUGCUUGAAGGAACCGUCUAUGCAAGAAUGGAGGUUAUCCGCCAUUGGCGGACAAUAUCCUCCUUUCAAAUUCAGCAGGGUCAAAAGUUAUACUCAAGAAAGUGAAGCUCCUUUGCAAUAAUUAUAGUCGAAUGCAAAGCUUAUUCGUUAUCUCAAUUACGCAAAGAAUACAAUAACGGAGUAAAGAUGCGAGAAAAUACUGAUUUCUUAGAACCAGAGGUACUUGUAUAAAUUACUUUCGCUGUACAUUGUAAACGCGUACAGUAGAACUAUCUGGGUUACAAUGAUGUAU
Dufourea novaeangliae is the source of this 1597-nucleotide messenger RNA. Its product is annotated as F-box only protein 9. Gene Ontology annotation, biological process: SCF-dependent proteasomal ubiquitin-dependent protein catabolic process. Bases 92 to 1426 code for a protein of 444 amino acids. Gene Ontology annotation, molecular function: protein binding. The transcript is spliced from 7 exons. The record is from RefSeq and is a predicted model, not a curated record. NCBI's taxonomy places the organism in Eukaryota, Metazoa, Arthropoda, Insecta, Hymenoptera, Halictidae. Gene Ontology annotation, cellular component: SCF ubiquitin ligase complex.